Molecule: messenger RNA, 1293 nt
Organism: Rotaria sordida
Lineage: Eukaryota; Metazoa; Rotifera; Eurotatoria; Philodinida; Philodinidae
Source: the annotation of a GenBank genome assembly
AUGAAAAUUAAAUCAACACGAUCUACCACUGAUUUUACACAAACAGAUAUUAAUUCUUUACUUUUAUUAACUAAAAACGAAAAACAACCAUUAUUAAUGAUGUCAAAUUCUGAACAACUUAAUAUUGAUUCUACACAAACAACAAUUGAUUUAAACAAAAAUGAUAAAACUCGGUCGCUAGGUCAUGAUUUAGAUGAUCAGCGAUCAGCUGAAAAUGAUCAAAAAUAUCAAUCUUCACUUCAACAACAAUUAAAUUCAAUACACAAAUUUGAUGGACAUGGUAAUCCAAAAAUUUGGUUAAAACAUAUUAUAGAAAAAUUUGAUUUAUUACAACUUACAACUCUUGAACGUAAUGAAUUAGUUUCAGAAAUUUUAACUGGUGAUGCACUUAUUUGGUAUAUUGAACAACAAGAACACAUGACAACUUUUAUUACAUUUAUGAAACAAUUUUUGCAAUAUUUUGGCAAUCAAGAAUUGAAAACAGAACCAUCAACAGAAAUGAUAUCAUCAUGUACGACAUCAAAGCAAUUAGGUGAUGCUCAUAGUCAAGAUACUGUUACAAAUUGCUUACGAACCCAAUUGUUAAUCACGAACCUCGAAAAAUUACAAAAAUAUUCUGGCAAGUUACAACAAAAUGUAUCGGAAUGGUUAAAACAAAUUCAACAAACAAUGAAUAUGUUUAAAUUAACUGAUGCUGAAAAAUUAUUUUACGUACCAUUAUGUCUAGAAGAUUAUGCACAAGAUUGGUUUUAUGAUAAUAAACAUUUAAUGUUAACAUGGACAAUUUUUACACAAAAAUUAUUAAAAACAUUUGAAUCUUCAGCAAAGGCUGAAAUCGCAUUUAAUCAUUUACGUCAUUAUGAACAAAGUAUCAAUCAAGAUGUAAGACAAUAUUAUUUUGAUAUUAUGAAAUUAUGUAAAGAAGCAAAUCUAUUAAUGGAUGAUGCUAGUAAAUUACAAUAUUUGAAGGAUGGUUUAAAACCUUCAUUACGUUUUCAUGUAUUAUUAAAAAAUCCACAAACUACAACAGAAUUUUUGGAAUAUGCUCAAACGAUUGAAGAACUUAAAGCAUUAGAUGAAAAACAGGACACUCAAUCAUCUUCAUUUAGACGACCAAGUUAUAACAAUUCGUAUUAUAACACUAAUUAUAAUAGCAAUAAUUCGUCUGAACGACAUGUAGCUGCUAUAACAACACAACGUCAAUAUUGUAAUUCAAUACCUAAACUAUCUUAUCAAUGUUAUAAGUGUGGUGCCAAUGAUCAUUAUAUUCGUGAUUGUCCACAUUUUCAAUAG